GUUUAGAUAACAGCUGAUCAUGUGAUUUUAACCUUUCGUAGCACACCAUGAUACUCAAAAUCGUGUUAAAUUCAAUCGCUCGAUCAAUCCUGGUGAUGUGGUUCUGGAUCAGUUCAUCACACGGAGAUGAAGAACCAAAAUCCAACGUCACCUAUCCCACCUACGGGACGCUAACCCACAUCGUGUUUGUCAGCAGUAAGGUAGGUCGUUGCAGCGGCACUCUGAUCAGCGUUAACUUCGUGCUGACCGUCGCCCAUUGUCUUGUGCAGAAGACAAGUUUCUGGGAGCCCACGAGGUUGGCAGGUGACAAGGAGGUGACGGUGACAGCCGGUAUUACAGCUCUCACAAGUGAGGAAGUGACCUACAAGCAGGUGCGCUACAGCAGCCAGAUCAUCAUUCACCCCAGAUACACAUAUGGAAGACUGGCUGAGCAUGACGCUGCCCUCAUUAAGGUUGAUAAAGCUUUUGAAUUUUCGGACACAGUCUUCAAAGCUGACUUGUGGAUGGAGCCGUGGCCUACCCAUGCAAUGGAUUGUCAAUCCUCAGGAUUUGGAUCCAUGGUGGAUCCCAAACACGCCCGCCUUCGCAUGUGGGACGUGGUGGCACUGCACGGAGAACAGUCCUGCCCUUGCACCAAGAGGUUCCAGUGGAAACGGCUGGUAUGCUCCGAGCCCAAAGAAAAUGUACCCCAACUCUGCCAAGGGGACGCUGGUAGCGCCCUCCUGUGCUCAAACAAAGCUGUCGCCAUUGCCCAUAUGACCCGAGAGCGGCGCACUUGCAGAUUCUUGGGAUACCCUGAAUGCAAAAUAUUACGCCCAAGCCUGAACAUUUACACCUACGUCUGUCCCCUUGGAGACUGGAUCAAGCAGUAUGUCCCGAACAUGCCAGAUACCCCGGACAGUUGCAAGGGAUACAUCUGUCUCACAAAUUCCUUUCUCCUGGCCACUAGUAUAAUCUUGAAUUUUUAUUUGACUGUGGAUAAUAGUUUUAACUUUACAUUAAAUGCCAUAUAAAUACAACAUAUUCAAAAAGCUAUUGUUGAUAGUUGAAUAUGGUUUGUAAAGUAACUGUACCCACAACCAAACUAAUCUUACAUUUGAGAUUAACCCAUUUCCGCACCCAUCUCACACUUUCCUCUGAGUUGGUAAGCUCGAGGCCUCCAACACCCUCGACGGUAAUCUCUGCCUGGAUUGCAAGAUGCCACUAAAUAUCCAACGUCAAUUAAUGAACCUCAUGUUCUACAUCUUUACAUAUAAUUGUGUGUGUGCUUUAUCAAACAUUAGGCAAUUAAGAACUUAACUUGUAUCAUAGUUAUGAAAUGCAAACGACUAUGGUUAUUAUUCAAUAGUACAAAAAUAAACUCUCCAAAGUUAUUUAAGCAUUUUGCUUUUCAGGAAUGCAUGCAUCAUCAUGUCUACUUAACUGGAAUAAAAGUG
Messenger RNA from Homalodisca vitripennis (glassy-winged sharpshooter), 1436 nucleotides. RefSeq names its product mast cell protease 1-like. Gene Ontology annotation, molecular function: serine-type endopeptidase activity. NCBI's taxonomy places the organism in Eukaryota, Metazoa, Arthropoda, Insecta, Hemiptera, Cicadellidae. The record is from RefSeq and is a predicted model, not a curated record. Gene Ontology annotation, biological process: proteolysis. The transcript has 3 exons. The coding region runs from base 48 to 1013 and encodes 321 amino acids.